This is a messenger RNA of Letharia lupina, 915 nucleotides long. RefSeq lists its product as uncharacterized. Bases 1 to 915 code for a protein of 304 amino acids. NCBI's taxonomy places the organism in Eukaryota, Fungi, Ascomycota, Lecanoromycetes, Lecanorales, Parmeliaceae. Gene Ontology annotation, molecular function: oxidoreductase activity, acting on the CH-OH group of donors, NAD or NADP as acceptor. The transcript has 3 exons. The record is from RefSeq and is a predicted model, not a curated record.
AUGCCGCCUCCAAAAGGGACACCGAACAUACUAGAGGGACCUGGGGAUUACGACGUGACCGUUCACGUACACAAUGACACCUACCCGGCGAUUGAUCCUACCAAAGCCGACCUGUCCGGCAAGGUCGUCUUCAUCAGCGGCGGAUCCAGAGGCCUCGGCCGCGCGAUGGCGCUGGCUUUCGCGAAGGCGGGCGCUUCAUCCAUCGCCGUUGGAGCCCGGUCUGACCUGUCGUCCCUAGCGAACGACAUCCGGUUGGCCGCCGUAUCUGCCAAUCGAGGUCCUCCCAAGUUCCUUCCGGUCCAGCUUGACGUGACGGAUCGGCAGAGUGUUGAACAGGCUGCGAGUACCGUCGAACGCGAGUUUGGCCACUGCGACGUGGUGGUGAGCAACGCGGGCAUCCUGGGCAAAUUCGGUCUGGUGGUAGAUUCAGAUCCCGAUGAAUGGCGGCGGGUCCUGGACGUGAACCUCUACGGGCCGUAUCUAAUCUCGCGCUCCUUUCUGCCCUUGCUGCUGAAAGCGGGAGGCCCUAAGUACCUGAUCCACGUCACUAGUGUCGCCGCGCAUCUGGUGAACCCGAUGUUGAGCGCAUAUCAAACGUCCAAAGUGGGCGUGAUGAGAUUUGCCCAGCUCCUGAAUGCCGAGUACGCCGCAGAGGGAGUCAUCUGUUUCUCCAUCCACCCCGGCAACUGUCCGACGGACAUCAUGGGAGGGCCGGAAAAUUUGAAUGAACAAGAAAAACUAGUCUUCACGGAGACCCCCGACAUCAGCGCGGAUACUCUUGUCUACCUCACCUCGGAGCGACGAGACUGGCUGCGAGGAAGAUACAUCAACUGCACGUGGGAUAUGCUCGAACUCGAGGCCAAGAAGGAUAAUAUUGUGGCUAAAGAUCUGUUGAAGGUCCGACUGGUCUACUGA